Messenger RNA from Cooperia oncophora, 444 nucleotides. Lineage: Eukaryota; Metazoa; Nematoda; Chromadorea; Rhabditida; Trichostrongylidae. The record is from the annotation of a GenBank genome assembly.
AUGUGGACAGAAGCAGAACCUGUCAUUGAAGUGCUGAAAUCUUUGACAGAGGUGCAUGCUACUGUCUCUGACUUGAAGGAUGCCAAUGAAUCCGUGUUUUCUGAUAUAGUCAAUCAUGGUUUUCUAAACACAACGGGAAUUGCAGCUUUACUGAAAUCAACCAGUAUCUUUGUAGGCCUUGGGUUUCCAUUCGAAGGUCCGGCACCACUGGAGGCUGUGGCGCAUGGUGCAGUAUUCAUCAAUCCUAGGUUUGAGCCUGCAAAGAAUCGGUUGAAUACUGCUUUCUUCCGAGACAAGCCCACUUUACGUGAGUUUACUAGCCAGUCUCCUUAUAUGGAAAGUAUCGGAGCGCCAUAUGUUUAUACCGUCAACUACAAUGACACCGACCAAUUGCUAUAUGCUGUAAGGCAGGCAUUAAAAGAGCAGGUCAGUCAAUUUCGAUGA